Molecule: messenger RNA, 2339 nt
Organism: Chilo suppressalis (striped riceborer)
Lineage: Eukaryota; Metazoa; Arthropoda; Insecta; Lepidoptera; Crambidae
Source: the annotation of a GenBank genome assembly
AAAAAAUUUAAAAAAAAACUAAAAAUAAAAACAAAGUGUUAGUGUGCUGCUUUAUUUUAAAUGGCUGUAUUUACUUUCUCAUUUUUAAUUAAUGAUUACCGGUAAUAUACAAACUGUCUAUUAAAACAAACAAAUCUCUACACGUAUGCAAGGCACACGUAAUAUGGACUAAUUGGAAACAGUGUUGUUCAUCAUGAAAAUUACACUUGGUUCAAUAGGUUUUCUAUUAGCUGAGCAGUUUUAAAAUAUAUUUGUUAACCAUGGUGAUGGUAACGGAGGAUGAGAGUCCUCGGGGCGGCGGCGCUCGUACUCACGAGUCUGGCGAGGAGGCACGAGAGAGCGAUACGCCGACAUUGCACGAGAGGCUGGUAGCAUACGUGCAUGCCCUCGAUUUCAGUAAUGAUGCGCGGUCCGGCGUGUGGGGCGAGCACUCGUAUGCGCGCGUGCGGUCCGGGGCCGCCGCGGGCGCCGUGCGGGUGCUGCUCGCGCCGCCGGAACGCGGGCCCGCGCCCGCCCUCCUCGACGUCGAGAGCGUCGACCGCGCGCCCGUCGCGCCCGGGGAGGACGAUCCCCCCGAUCCGCCGUUCGGCUCCGAGUCGGACUCGGCCGGCGACGACGACGACGACGAAGACUGGGAGGCGCGCGUCGCGAGCGGCGCCCCGCACGCGGAUCACGCGCGGCUGGCGGCCGACGCGAUCGAGGCGCUGCGCCGGGUGCGGCUCGCGCGGCUGGCGCGCGGCCGGCGGGACGAGCGGGCGGCCAUCGCGGCGGAGGCGGCGCGGCUGCGGCGGGCGCUGGCGCCGCUCUGGCUGUGGGCGGGCGCGGGCGCGGCGGAGGCGAGGCCCGGCCCCUGGCUGCACGCCACGCUCGAGGCGUACGCGCCGGUGUCGGUGCGGCGAUCGUACGCGCGCCUCGUGGCGGAGCUAAGGCGCGCGGCGCCGCGACUGGCGGAGCGGCUCACGGGCGUGGGCGGGGAGGUGGGGCGCGCGCCGGCCCCGCCGCGGGUGGGGGCCGCGGCGCCGGGCCCGUGGGUGGCGUGGGCGGGCGGCGGCCGGUGGGCGGGGGCGGGGGCGCUGGGCGGGCGGGUGCACGUGCGGGCGCUGGGCGGGGAGGGCGCGCCCACGGCGGCGCCCGACGUCUGGUGCGCGGCCGUCGCCGGCUCCGUGCGCGCCGCCUUCGCGGACGUCCUCGCGGAAGCCGGGGAUCGUCCGGUGAUAGUGGGCGGGUGCGGGUGGGGUGCGAGCGUGGCGCGGGCCCUGUCGAGCGGCAGCGGGGCGGGGAAGAACGUACGCGGCGCGCUGCUCCUGGGGCCCGCGCUGCUGACGGCCGAGGGCUCGCGGGAGCCCCCCGCGCCCCGCGACCACACGCGCGUCCUCAUGGUGGUGGGGGAGCGGGCGCCGCACUCGGGCCGCGCGCGCGCCUGCGCCGACCUGCUGCCCGGCGUCACCGGCACCGGCGGCGGCGCCGCGCCCGCGCGGGUGCUGGUGGUGGCGGGCGCGGACGACCAGCUGCGGCUGCCGGCGCUGACGCUGCGCCGGAAGGGACUCACGCAGCGCGCACUCGACGCCGCCAUCGUGGAGGAGUGCGUGCGCUGGAUCCACGACGCCUGCGACGCUUGCGACGCGCCCGAGCCCUCCGCGCAUACUCACACCGACCUACACGCCGACACCUUCAUAUCCACCAUCGGCGCGGACUCGUCUGAGGAGGAGUACUUACACCUGCCGCCCGCCCUCCCCGCGCCGCACACUCCCGCGCCCGCGCCGCCCAGCGGGACUCAUCGCUCGAUAGAGAUAGUGGAGGGUCGCGUAGUGUCCCGCGGGGCGGUCACGUUGAUACCGCCGCGUCGCGCCGAUCCCGCGCCGCAUGUCGCACCGCACGCCGCACCGCACGUGGCGCCGCACGCCGCCCCGCUCGCCGCCGCGGACAUCAUGGACAUGCCCAUCGUAUUCGCGGACGACGACCCCGCCCCCCCUCCCCCUCCCCCUCCCCCUCCCGCGCCCGACGCUAACGGCGUCAGCGGGGGUGGGGACGGGGACGUGACCGUCACUAGCGGGGCGCCCUUGAAGUACACGCGCAGUCGGGCGGGGCGCGUGCGCGGCGGCUCGCGGUCGACGGACGGCAGCGGGCGGUCGACGGACGGCAGCGGGCGGGUGGCGGGCGGCAGUAACCGCGCCGCGCCCGCCUCGGCUCCGCGUCCACUGUGUCUGCGACCAGGACAUGACCGACCGAAUCCUCGCCGCACCAAACAAAUAGGAUUACAGCACGAGCUGCGAGCUGCGGCUAGUCGCGAGGCCGCGGGACGGGGGGCGGCCGUUUCCGAUGCACGGCCGGGCGAUUAG